CAUAGUCCUAAUUAAAAUGUGUCUCCACCUCCUUCAUACCUAACAAAAGGAGGUAGGAGAACCUUAAAAAUUCAUUAGUGGAUUGGAUCGGAUAGCAAAAUUAAGAAAAUAUGGGUAGCGCGGCUGCACCAGCGCCGGCGCCGGCAGCUGCAGCGGCGUUUAACGAAUCGGACAAAUCAAUGAUUUGCUACAUACCAACGAUGACAACAACAAAUGGUGUAUGGCAGCAGGGUCUUAACCCUUUACGUUACGCCCUCCCUCUCUUCGUCGUGCAGUUAACCUUAGUUGUUCUUGCCACACGUCUCUUCUAUUUCAUCCUCAGACCCUUUCACCAACCCCGCGUCAUCGCCGAGGUUUUGGGUGGAUUGUUGUUAGGGCCAUCGGUGCUAGGUCAAAUCGACGGUUUUGGGACUAGGGUUUUCCCUUUGAGAAGUAUGUUGAUGCUUGAGACAAUGGCCAACAUUGGCCUCAUAUACUUCAUGUUCCUCAUAGGGUUAGAGAUGGACAUGGAUGUGAUGAAGCGCACGGGCAAGAAGGCGGUUUCUAUAGCCAUUGCCGGCAUGAUUUUGCCCUUCGUGGUGGGUUUCACUCUCUCUCACAUCGUGGAGCACAACCACACGAGCAUGGAAUCGGAUACAACUCGUAUCAGCUAUAUCAUAUACCUUGGUGUUGUGUUAUCUGUGACUGCAUUCCCUGUGCUUGUUAGAAUGCUUGCUGAUCUUAAGCUUGUUAAUACGGAGCUUGGGAAGCUUGCAAUCUCAACUUCUUUGAUUAAUGACAUGUGUGCUUGGGCUUUGUUAGCUGUAGGCAUUGCCUUGUCAGAGAGGAAAGCUCGUUAUUCUUAUGCUUCUCUCUUGGUUCUCUUGUCAAGUCUUGCAUUUGUUGUUGUUUGCAUUCUUGUUAUUAGGCCUCUGGUGUCAUGGAUGAUACGUAAAACCCCAGAGGGACAACCCUUCAGUGAAACACAGAUAUGCAUUGUGCUUACUGGUGUUAUGAUCUCUGCUUUUAUCACUGAUGCACUUGGGACACAUGCUGUGUUUGGUGCAUUUGUCUAUGGUUUGGUUAUUCCAAAUGGGCCACUUGCUGCUGCUAUCAUUGAGAAGCUUGAGGACUUUGUUUCUGGCCUUCUGCUACCUCUCUUCUUUGCUAUGAGUGGCCUCAAGACUAAUCUCACCUUGAUCAAGGGAGCCGCUAGAUGGGGAUUUGUGAUCUUGAUGGUUCCUCUUACUUGUAUUGGCAAGGUCCUUGGUACUCUUGUUGUUUCUCUCCUAUUCCAAAUACCUGUCAGGGAAGGUGUAAUUCUUGGUCUGCUUAUGAAUACUAAAGGCUUCAUUGAAAUUAUAGUGCUCAACGUUGGCUGGGAACAAAAGGUAUUGGGAGAUGAAGUAUUUUCAAUCAUGGUUCUUGUAACAAUUCUGAUGACAGCAAUCAUUUCACCCACAGUGACAUUGAUCCACAAGCCAAGAAAAAGACACAUAUCAUACAAGAACAGAACAAUGCAAAGUACAGGAACAGAUGCAGAGCUAAGAAUCCUUGUGUGCAUUCACGUCCCUAGAAAUGUCCCAACCAUAAUCAACCUCCUCGAAGCAACCCACCCCACAAUAAAAUCCCCCAUUACCGUAAACGUCCUCCACCUGGUUGAACUCACCGGCAGAGCCUCCGCCAUGCUGGUUGUCCACAACACCACCGACAAAAAAUCAGGCCGCCCCGUUAACAAAACACAAGCGCAAACAGAGCAGAUCAUCACAGCAUUCCGUAACUUCGAAGAAAACGUGGACUGCGUCUCGGUUCAGCCACUGACUGUGAUCUCCCCAUACCCCACCAUGCAUGAAGACAUUUGCAGCAUUGCAGAAGACAAAAGAGUGUCUUUCAUUAUCAUCCCUUUCCACAAACAACAAACGGUUGCCGGAGAGAUGGAAGACACCAUCCCUGCGUUUAGGCUGGUGAACCACAACCUCAUGCAAACCGCUCCCUGCUCCGUUGGGAUCCUCGUGGAUCGAGGCCUCAACGGAUCCACAAGAUUAGCCGCCAGGCCCACGUGUCAUCAGGUGACCGUCUUGUUCUUCGGAGGACCUGACGACAGAGAAGCUCUUUCCUUUGGGUGGAGAAUGUCAAGGCACCCCAGGGUUCGCCUCACCGUCAUGCAUUUCGUUCCUAGAAAAGAUCUUACAGUUAGCAAUAAUGAAGAAGAUGAUGCUCAAGGAACCGAGAGAGAUAAUUAUAGCAAUAAUAAUGAUAACUUGUUAGAUGAAGAGAUCAUGUACGAGUUAAGGUUGAUAGCAGAACAUGAUGAUUAUGUUGAGUACUUAGAAAGAGUUGUAGGGAACGGAGAGGAGACAGUAGGGGCAAUAAGGGCAAUGAAGAAUGUGAAUGAUUUGUUCAUAGUUGGGAGAGGGCAAGGGGCAUCACCAUUAACAGAAGGGUUGACGGAUUGGAGUGAGUGCCCGGAGUUGGGUGCCAUAGGGGACUUGUUGGCUUCUUCAGACUUUGAAACAUCUGCUUCGGUGCUUGUGGUGCUCCAGUAUGUUGGGGAAGGUCCAGAAGGAGAACAAGUCAUGGUCACUCAAAAGCCAUGGCUUGCAACUCAUGAUUUCUACCGAAGCUUGAUCAACAGACGUAUGUCAAGAAGAAAAUAUGGAUCCGAAUCACCAGCUAUGUAUUAAUUAAUUAAAGCUUUUCAUGUAUAUAUGUAUAUAAUAUGCCUUUUUUUUUUUGUUUAGCAAGGAGAGAAUUUUUUAUGCAAUCUUUCUUUAGGGGAGAGUUAGGAAAUGUAUAACCACUUUUCAGAAUACGUAAUGUCUAAUAUUAUACUUCACAUUUAUUGAUGUAUCAUGUUUGU
Messenger RNA from Arachis duranensis, 2839 nucleotides. Its product is annotated as cation/H(+) antiporter 15-like. The coding region runs from base 111 to 2663 and encodes 850 amino acids. The record is from RefSeq and is a predicted model, not a curated record. Gene Ontology annotation, biological process: proton transmembrane transport; regulation of pH. Gene Ontology annotation, molecular function: antiporter activity. NCBI's taxonomy places the organism in Eukaryota, Viridiplantae, Streptophyta, Magnoliopsida, Fabales, Fabaceae. Gene Ontology annotation, cellular component: membrane; endomembrane system. The transcript is spliced from 3 exons.